Trichoderma harzianum CBS 226.95 is the source of this 1240-nucleotide messenger RNA. RefSeq lists its product as hypothetical. Bases 355 to 921 code for a protein of 188 amino acids. NCBI's taxonomy places the organism in Eukaryota, Fungi, Ascomycota, Sordariomycetes, Hypocreales, Hypocreaceae. Gene Ontology annotation, molecular function: acyltransferase activity, transferring groups other than amino-acyl groups. The record is from RefSeq and is a predicted model, not a curated record. The transcript is spliced from 2 exons.
CGCCAAGCAAGAAUAAUUGUCAAAGAAUCUUGUUUUUGGAACGCCAAAGGGCGCUGCUUUUGGUCAUGAGUGCGUGUAUUUAAUGCUAUUUGCGCGCCUUUUGGAUCGCAUCUUGACAUAGCUCCUGUUGCGCAGAGGACGCGUUGUGGGAGAAUAGCUCUUUAAGAGCGCAAUUUACAGCCCUGGAGGUCAUGGAAACAAAUCCCACAGCGUCAUUAGCGCCCUUGUUUCAGCAAAGGCUCUAAAAAUAAUGAAGUCAAUGUCAAGAACACGCGAUGCGUCGAUUAAAUCGCCACCAUCAUUUGAACAAGACUACAGCACAAAACGCGAAUCCAGAUCAGCUCUAUCGACAAAAUGGCCUCCAUCAACCUUCGAUUCCGCCAAGCAACUGUUGAAGACGCGGGCCAAAUUCAGCAACUUGUUGAAUCCGCGUUUCGCGCGAUAGAUAGCAGGCCGGAUUGGACGGGGAAUGCAGAACUCGCGUCAACCUUUCGAAUCAGCGUUGAAGAAGUAAUGCCCAGGAUUGUCAACCCUGACAAUGCGGUUCUUGUGGCCUUGGACGACACCGGUAACCUGGUCGCUUCCAUCGAGGUCGCUAAGCGCGGCAUUAACUGUGGUCGCAUUUCCAUGAUUGCAGUCAACGAACGCUAUCAAAAAGGCGGCGUUGGACGCUCGGUCCUUGCUUAUGCCGAAGCGUAUUGUCGACAGACCUGGAACGUGGAAAAAUUCUCACUCAACGCCCUGUCGACGCGCAAGACGCUGAUUGAGUGGUAUAUGCGUCAGGGAUAUCAGAAGACGGGAGAAACGUCACCAUUUCCACGAGAGAGGUUCACCAGUGUGGCGCUACCCGAUGACAUUUGCUUCAUCGAGAUGGAGAAGGAAUUCAGCAGCAGCACUGGUGAGCAGGGACAGUCGGUCUAGAGCUAAAUUGCGAGCGACCUGCAAGCUUUGAACUUGGAUCAAUAUGUUGCGAAUAUUCCCGUUGACGCUGCUCUUCACAGAGGCCAUGGUCAUUUGCGUUCGAUAUAUUCGUAGACGUCAUAAACAGAGGUAGCAUUAUGGCAGUCUUAACUUGCCAGCCUUCUGAUGUCUACGAAGAAGAAAACUUUGGGUGUUUUACAGCCACUGGUGACGCAUCUGCUCCACGGUCUCCUUCUGUAGGGAGCACUGUGAUUCGGGCUACUCUUACGUUACUUUCAUCUGUAUAUAGUAAUACAAGUGCCUCGGGCCGUUGUGGGGG